Messenger RNA from Sus scrofa (pig), 2226 nucleotides. Lineage: Eukaryota; Metazoa; Chordata; Mammalia; Artiodactyla; Suidae. The record is from RefSeq and is a predicted model, not a curated record.
AUGGCCCCGCAGGCUCACGCGGCGCCGGGGCGCGGGGCAGGGCGCGGACAGCCGACCGGGCGGCCAGGAGGAGCUCCGGCCCGGGAGCCUGGUUUUUGCGGGCUCUCGGCCCGGCCGGGUUCCCCGGGGGUGCCCGGCGCAUGGUCCGCGGGAGCCGAGGCCGGGGCGGCGCUGAGGGGGCCCGGCCCGGAAUCUGAGCCGAAUCAGGCCAGUGGCACGCCUGCUGCAGCCCGAGCGGACCCGGAGCGGAGCUGGAGCCCGUGCAGCUGCCGGAGCGUCCGUGCGCCCCGAGUGCCGCGCGCAGCGGAGUGCGCCCCGCGCCCAGCCCGCGGCCCCCCGCGCCCCGCGCAGCGCCCCCGCCAUUGGCUGCCGCCCUCGCCCCGCCCCCGCCCCGCCCGGCGCCGGCAGCACCACGGACAGCGCCGCGUGCCCGCCCGGCCGCCGGAGCCCCAGCCGAGUGCGCACGGCGGCUGGCUGCGAGCCCGGCGCGGCGGGCGCCGGAGCUGGGGGCUCGCCUGCGGUCAGCCGGCCCGCGCACCCAGGAGCCAGUCUCCGGGUCGCUCGGCCUGCCCGGUGCCCGCGGCCCCGGUGACCCCUGGCCGGCCCUUGUCGGGAGCCAGGACGCCAGUGGGGGGCUGGAGCGGGCCGAGCCCUGCUCCUCUCGCAGGCUCGCUGCACCCCAACUUGCAAGGGCUCCCGCCAUCCAAGCCUUCUGCCGCCCUCGGGCUGAAGAAGGACUCCCUGGGCUUAGCCCGCAGCUCCACGCUGAGCGGGCCCCAGAGCAGCGGGGAUGGACUCCAUUCAGACCCAGCCCUGGGGGCCCAGCUGUGCGACCUGGGGAGGUACCACGUUACUCCGCCCGUGGAGAGCUUCCUCUCUAAGUUGAGGUGGCAGGAGAAGGAGGGCUGGAGUUGGCCUAGAGGUUUGAGGAUGGCCCAGGCCGGGGGUGGUGAGCGCCCCCUAUCGGCGCUCGACCUCGUUGCCCCCGCGGGCUCCCUGUACGGACCCGCAGAGGUGACAGCUGAGGAGGGCAGCGGGCUGGGCGUGGGGGAGGGAGGCCGGCUGCAGCAGCGGGGCUGUCUGCUCCCUCCCUCUGCCUGUAGGGGCACUUGCCGGGAGGAGAGCAGAGCCCGGCCUCUCCGUGCCCUCCAGGAGCGCCACCCUCGCAGCUGGUGGGAGCCUGAACGCAUCGCCCCACCGGACCUUGCCCUGGCCUCGUCCACCUCUCGGGGCUCCUGUCCCCUGCUGGGCUUCUCCUGUGGUCACCAGGAAGCCCUCAGGGUCCCUCCAGGUCACCCGAUCUCGCCCGGCCUGUUCUGUGCUGGGACCCAGAGCGUGUGUGAGACAGAGCCCAGCCCAGAACCACACCUCUUUAGCCCCCAGUCCCUGGGCUCUGGCAGCCCCCUGGGGAGCCUGUGCCUGUCAGGAGGGAGCCAGCUGACCGUCUCGGGGCCGGGGCGCCGGAUCCAGUUGGCGAAGGCGUCCCUUGAGUCCUUGAGGAGGAAGCAGGGGCCUGGGGCGGCCCCCAAGGAGCAUCUGGCGGCCUUCGGGCCGGGUGCUGAUUGGGCGGGCGGCGGCCGACGCGACGACGCCGGGCGCAGCGAGUGGCCGGCGUCGCUGUCAGUCCGCUGGGCGGCCGGCCGCACUUCCGCCUCGGUGUCAGUGGGUCGCGGGCCUGCGGGGCGGGGGCGGGGCGGGCAGCUGGGCUCGGCCGGCGCCGGAGGAACCGCAGUCCAGGUGAGUGACCCGGCCGGGACCCCGACCCCGCGGCGUCCGGGAGCGGCGCCCGGCAUCUGGCGGGCGGGCCCGGGCCGGGCCGCGGGCGGCGGGGAGGCCGGGCCGGGCCGGGGGGGCCGGAACUCCGCGCCCCCUGCCCGCCGGCCAGGCCCGGACCCCGGCCGCGACCCGCCGGGCCUCCCUCCGCCCCAGCCGCCGGCCGCGUCCGGGCCCCGAGGAAACUUGGGAGGAAAGUUGGCGCCUGCGGCUGGGGCGGCCGGGAGCGGGGGCGGCCGGCAGCGAGGGCGGCGGGCCUGGGUCCCGGGCGGCAGCCCAGACCCCGCGUCGCCGGGCAACUGCGGCCCCGGGACCGGACUGCCGGCCGCUGCACCCGGAAGUGGGGCUGGAGAGCUGGGGCCGGGCGCCCGCCAGCCCCUCUCCGCCCGCAGGGAUGAGUCAGGGUGGGCGCGCAGGGCAGGGGCGCUAGGAUCCCCACCCCCUUGUGUCUGA